CACAAUUCUCUUCCCUCAUUUCCACAUCAAUUUUACAAUAAAGCUUUCUGUUUCUUAACCUAACUUUAAAUCACUCACUCCUAAAAUUUUCUCAGGAAAAUUAAACCCCUCAUUUUCCCGAGAAAAAAAAAUGUCGCACGGCGACACAAUCCCCCUCCACGCCUCCUCCCAAUCGGACAUCGACGAGAUCGAGAAUCUCAUCCAUGCCAGCGUCCAAUCCGGCCCUUCAACCGUCCUCCCAGCCCGCCCUCCGAGCCCUACUCGGGCCUCAAUUCCAGUCUCCUCCUCCCCUUUCAUGCCCUCCAACCUCCCUCCUCCGCCGCAGAAACCCGCUCCUGUCCCUUCUGCGCCGCCUCCUCCUCCUCCUCCGCCGGCGACGGGGUUCGGUUCGGCGCCCAACACGCUGACGGAGCCGGUGUGGGACACAGUGAAGAGGGAUCUGUCGAGGAUCGUGAGCAAUUUGAAGCUGGUGGUGUUUCCGAACCCGUUUCGUGAUGACCCUGGAAAGGCUUUGAGGGAUUGGGAUCUUUGGGGACCUUUCUUCUUCAUUGUCUUCCUUGGCCUCGUUCUAUCCUGGUCUGCUUCUGUCAAGAAGUCUCAGGUUUUUGCCGUUGCAUUUGCACUACUUGCAGCUGGUGCUGUGAUUCUGACAUUGAAUGUACUACUUCUGGGUGGUCACAUAAUCUUCUUCCAGAGUCUGAGUCUUCUGGGUUACUGUCUAUUCCCUCUGGAUAUUGGUGCCCUGAUAUGCAUGUUGAAGGACAAUGUUAUAUUGAAGAUAGUUGUGGUGUGUGUAACAUUGGCUUGGAGUUCUUGGGCUGCAUAUCCAUUCAUGAGUACAGCUGUCAACCCAAGGAGAAAAGCUCUUGCACUCUACCCUGUUUUGCUCAUGUAUGUGUCUGUUGGUUUUCUCAUCAUUGCCAUUGAUUAGUGCAUCGGUUUUGGCUGUUAUAGGAAUUAUAAUAUAGGCUGAUCAAAGGUCACUUGCAGUUAUAGGGAAUUUAUGUGGUGGUUAUUUGCUUCUCAUGUGUUUUUUUUUUUUUUUUUGCGUGUGUGUGUUUUCUUCUAUUUUCUGGUUUCUGCUUCUGACUUGAUGUCUUGUACACUGCCACCAAUAUUUUAUACAUGUAUGAAAUUUUUACAUGAAACUGUAUCCUAUUUCACUUGUAACUUUCUAUGCCAAUGUUUUGACGUAUGUAACAACGUUGCGAUGAGAUAGCGUUUUAACUUCAUCCUACUUCA
Molecule: messenger RNA, 1242 nt
Organism: Camellia sinensis
Lineage: Eukaryota; Viridiplantae; Streptophyta; Magnoliopsida; Ericales; Theaceae
Product: protein YIP4b
Biological process (GO): endoplasmic reticulum to Golgi vesicle-mediated transport
Cellular component (GO): trans-Golgi network; membrane
Source: RefSeq, a predicted model, not a curated record